AUGUUCGACACACACUGGCGUUGGCUCAUUAGCGAGAUUUGCGGAGCUGUCGGCGAUCGUUUAGUCAGCAAUUUAACUACUCGAAGAACUUGGGCUCGUGGUCCUCACCUCCCAUUCGGCCCCCGCCCUACACUCCCAACUCCCUUUACCCCCCCUUCUAUCCCCUCCCCCGGGUCCCAACCCUCCUUCCUCCCAGCAGCCAUCGCCGGAGGACAAAGCGUCGCUGUGGCCGCGCCUCACGUUCGCGCGGGUUGGGCCGCUCAUCCGCUCAUCCGCUCAUCCGCCUCACGUUCUGUCCCCCUCCUUCCCCUGCCAUCCGCUCUCUCCCCGCAGCCAUCGCCGGAGGACGAGGCGUCGCUGUGGUCGCGCCUGACGUUCGCGUGGGUGGGGCCGCUGAUCCGUCUGGGCAACGCCAAGGUGCUGCGCGCCUCCGACCUGCCGCCCCUCUGCCCGCGCGACUCCACCGCUGCUGUCGCUCCCUCGCUCAAGGCCGCGUGGCACGCUGAGACAACCGCCAACCGCAGGCGUCCCUCGCUGCCCCGGGCGUUGGUGAGCACAUUCAUGCGUCCCUUCAUGGCAGCGGGGGCGCUGAAGCUCAUUCACGACCUGCUGCAGCUCGCCUCGCCGCUGCUGCUGCAACAGAUCAUCCUCCACCUCAGCAUGACGUCAUUCCACGUCAGCACGGCGCCUCCUCACAAAGCAGACAGCACCUCAGCUGACAGCUUCCUUGGUCCCUCGCUAGUCCUCCCCAACUCCUCACUCCCCUUUCCCUCCACCCUCGCGCCAUCCCUCCACCGCUCGCUCCUCUCCUCCCCCCUCCACCCACCCGACCCCCCUCACUUCCCCACUCUCCUCUCUCCCCCCAGCACCGCAACUUCUUGCUUGGAUCUUCCUCCCUCUCGUAUCUUUUGUCCCUCAAGCGCCCCCCCACACCCAGAGUCCAAUCGCCAACACCACUGUUGGCUUCACGCCCCCCCUUACACACUCCUCAACGCACCCACUCCCAUUUUCCGCCUCCUCGCACUUAUCCUCGUUAGUGACCGCUUCGUUACCAGCGUGGCUGCCAGGGCUGCUGCUAGCGGGGGUGCUGCUGGCGUGCAAUGUGUGCCAGUCGCUCGUCGCCCAUCAGUACUUCCACCGCCUCUACCGCCUCUCCUCCCAUGUAUGCGCCUCUCCUCCUAUACAGCUGUACGCCCCUCUCACAUUCCAUUUCACUCUCAUUCCCUCCCACUGCACUCCACCCCUGUGCAACCGCAUCCCUCCCCUGCCUCGUCCCACCCCGUCCUCCCUCACGCUGCCCUUUCCAUGCCGCAUCCCCGUGCAUGCCCAAUUCACCCACCCCCCUCCCCUCCCCCCAUUCCUCCGCGCACGUUGCGCUGCCCUCAGGUGCGCACAGCAAUGGUGGCGCUCAUCUACUCCAAGGCGCUGCGCAUCUCCGCUGCAGCGCGCCACUCCACCAGCCUCGGGGAGAUUGUGAAUCUGCAGAGCAACGAUGCGGAGAAGCUGGCGAAGCUGUGCAUCUAUCUGCACAUCGUGUGGAGUGGGCCCCUGCAGAUCAUCGGUGCAUUGGCCUUGCUCUUCCGCUUCCUCUCUGUCAUCCCCGCCCUGGCGGGGCUGGCGACGAUGCUGCUGCUGAUGCCGUUCAACGGGGUGCUCAUGGGGCGCCUGUCAGCAGUGCGCCACCGCCUCAUAGCGCGCACCGAUGCGCGCGUGCGCCUGCUGUCCGAGGCCGUGGGCGCCAUGCGCGCGCUCAAGCUCAACGGCUGGGAGGCGCUGUUCAAGGCGAGCAUCGAGGCCAAGCGGGCCGAGGAGAUGAGGGAGGUCACUGUCUCCGUGCUGCUCGGUGCGUGGGAGGGUUAA
Closterium sp. Yama58-4 is the source of this 1860-nucleotide messenger RNA. The record is from the annotation of a GenBank genome assembly. NCBI's taxonomy places the organism in Eukaryota, Viridiplantae, Streptophyta, Zygnematophyceae, Desmidiales, Closteriaceae.